UGACUGAACCGACGUCUUCUUAAGUAGUACUCCAGUACACAUUGAUAGCAUUUCUCACCCAUACAUCUACGCAGCCUGCCAGGCAGCUUAUCAUCCUCCUCCUCCUACUCCUCUCCCGUUUUCUUUUGCUCUUCAUCACCAUCAUCAGUUCAUCACGCCUUGGAGCAGAACAAGCAGAUGCAUCCCCUGUAUGCGUGGCCUUUUCUCAUCCCCCUUCUGCUCUUGCCGGUGCCACCUUCUGUGCAAGAAUCCGAUGAUUACUUCAGGUACACGAGCUGCGCCCCAGCUCCUUACAGCUGCGGAUCACUCCAGUUCGACGUCGAUUACCCCUUCUCGGCGAGCGGAGUCGGCCGUCGUCCGGACUACUGCUCUUACCCGGGGUACCGUCUCGUCUGCAACACGGACGGCAAGCUGAUGAUCUACAUGAAUUCCACCGCGUUCCAGGUUACGGCUAUCGACUAUGGCAACAAGAUUCUCGUGGUCAUCGACCAAAAUCAACCUCAGCCCCAGGAGACAUGUCCGUAUCUCUACCACAACACCACCAUCGACGAGGCCAAGUUCAUGUACACAGAUCGCGACCAGUUCUUGACGGCGUACGUCAACUGCACCGCCAAUCUAUCCUCUCUGCCUUCUAUCUAUGAUCUUGUGUCGUGCAUUUCCGGGGGAAGCUCCUACUACAGGCUGCACAAGAACAAGGACGACUCGCUGGAAUCGGAUCUUCUGGGAUCAUGCAGCUCAACGAUUGCUGUUCCAUACAACUUGACCAUGGCAGCCUCCUUAGCUGCUGGAAAUUCUAGACUUGGGGAUGUGAUAAGAGGCGGUUUCACGGUGAGGUGGAAGGCUGGACUGGGGUGGUGUAGUGACUGUAAGGCUUCUGGAGGGCAGUGUGGGUUUAACAGCAGCUUUCCUAGCGACCAAACAUGUUACUGCUCAUAUGGUCAGGCCAUUGGAUCAUGCUCCUCCUCUUCUUCAUCAGGACAAAAAAUAUCGAGAAAAAGGAAAAUUAUAAUAGCAACCUCCACUGUUGCCGGCGUCCUACUCGUCCUUUUCUUCGUCGUGUCCUUCUUGUACAUACGUAAGAGAAGACAGUACAAGAUGAGCUCGUCGUCGAGACUGCUCAAGUACACCACCACCUCCGGCGAGACGCCGCGGUCGAGAGGCAGCAGCGACAAGUUCAUGGAGUCCGGCAGCAGCAGCAGCUUCCACUACCUGCAGACGCACCACUUCGCCUACGAGGAGCUGGAGGCGGCGACCGACGGCUUCAGCGACGCCAGAGAGCUCGGCGACGGCGGCUUCGGCACCGUCUACAAAGGUGAGCUCCGAGAUGGCCGCGCCGUGGCGGUGAAGCGGCUGUACAACAACAGCUGGCGGCGAGUGGAGCAGUUCGUGAACGAGGCGGCGAUACUGUCCCGGCUGCGCCACCCGAACCUGGUGCUGUUCUACGGCUGCACGUCCAGCCGCAGCCGGGAGCUGCUGCUGGUGUACGAGUUCGUGCCCAACGGCACCGUCGCCGACCACCUGCACGGGCGCCGCGCGGCGGAGCGCGCGCUGGCGUGGCCACUCCGCCUCGACAUCGCCGUCGAGGCGGCCGCCGCGCUCGCCUACCUCCACGCCGUCGAGCCGGUUCCGGUCGUGCACCGCGACGUCAAGACCAACAACAUCCUCCUCGACGCCAACUUCCAUGUCAAGGUCGCCGACUUCGGGCUCUCCCGCCUCUUCCCGCGCGACGCCACGCACGUCUCCACCGCGCCGCAGGGCACUCCAGGGUACGUGGAUCCGGAGUACCACCGGUGCUACCAGCUCACCGACAAGAGCGACGUCUACAGCUUCGGCGUCGUGCUCGUGGAGCUCAUCUCGUCGAAGCCCGCGGUGGACGUGACGCGGGACCGCGACGAGAUCAACCUGGCCGGCAUGGCCAUCAACCGGAUCCAGAGGUCCCAGGUGGACGAGCUGGUGGACCACGAGCUCGGGUACAGCUCCGACCAGCCGACGAGGAAGACGAUGACCAUGGUCGCCGAGCUGGCGUUCCGGUGCCUGCAGCAGAACGGCGAGAUGCGGCCGCCGAUCAGGGAGGUGUUCGACGUCCUCAGGGGCAUCCAGGAAGAGUGCAGGGCGGGGAAAGGCGGCAAGAGAGACGCGUCGCCAUGCUCGCCGAACACCGUGCACGCGCCAUGGGACAGCAUGAGCACGACACCGAAUACUAGCCAGUGACGUCUCCGUUGAGAGAUUCGCUUGUUUUUAGGCCUACCGGUUGAUGUAAAUUAUGCUAUUCUUUUCAUCUUUGAAACAGCAGAAAUGAAUGACGAAAUGUACAUAGAAACUUAUAAAGUUGUGAUUCCAUUUGGCAUGAUGACCCAGAGUAGGUACAAUAACAGUCUAUAAGCCCGUUAUAAUUCUAUAAACAUAUUUUAAGCAGA
Molecule: messenger RNA, 2417 nt
Organism: Oryza brachyantha (malo sina)
Lineage: Eukaryota; Viridiplantae; Streptophyta; Magnoliopsida; Poales; Poaceae
Product: LEAF RUST 10 DISEASE-RESISTANCE LOCUS RECEPTOR-LIKE PROTEIN KINASE-like 1.2
Exons: 5
Coding region: 178-2211 (677 amino acids)
Biological process (GO): protein phosphorylation
Molecular function (GO): ATP binding; protein kinase activity; polysaccharide binding
Source: RefSeq, a predicted model, not a curated record